AUUAUAACAAAAUUUUGUAGCAAAUUUAUGUAUACAUAUAUAUUUUUUUAAGUAAAUAUUUUGCUAAAUUUUUGUGCACAACUUGAGAAAAUUUUCAACGUAAUUUUAAACAAAACAUGGAUGCAUUUAAAGUUCCCAAAAAAGUUAACCGUCAUGUUUUAAAGGCGCUUAACUUUCUAAGCCAAGGAAAAGCGGAAAAUGAAAUUAGUACAGAGCAGAUUUUAAAUCAAGUUAAAUAUCAAAUGAGAAAUUUAGUGCCAGUGUACAAUAUUGAUAUGGUCAUACAGAAAUCAUUGAAAAAUUUAAGUGAUAUUGGUUUGAUUGAUAGAACGGCACCACAAAGAUUUGCCAUGGGACGCUCUUAUGCUCCAUCUUCGGCGCCUAAAGCCAAUAAACCCAAAACAGUAAAUCCCAAUAUAUUUAAACCUAAUGUUUCACGCAAGAGAAGCAUUAGUAAAUUAAAUCCCAAUUUUAAACGGGCUCAAUAUGACAGCGAGGAAUCUUUGUCUGGUGAGGAAUAUGAUCACGCACGCAAACGUAUACGCACAAAUACCAAAAAAAUUAUACAUUCUGGUCGCAAUACCGAAUUACCCAAAGCCCGACAACAUUUCCGUUUUAAAAAUAUCGCCUUAGCAGAUCCCCUAUCUGAUCCCUCACCCCUUUAUAUGAGAGAUUUUGAAUCUGAUGGUAUUUUCGAACAAAAUCAAGAAAUGUCUGUUUACAUAGGUCCUAUAGGGAAUACAAAUAAUAAUUUGGAUGUAACUAAUAUAACACCAAUAGAACCUUUAGAAAUCAAUGAAAUUUUAAAUGAUGAUCAAACAGAUAAUAUGAACAAUAAUCAAAUCCCUAAAGAAGCGUCUUUUGAGGUGGUAGAACUAUUUUUACAUAAUAACAAUAACUAUGAAACGGCAAAUAAGGCUAACUCUCAAACAAAUUCCCAGUCUGAUGACCAGCCAUCAAAGACUAGUGUCGACACAAAUGUUUCGACAAAUGAAAAAUCCAAAACCUCUGUUUCAGCUACGCAAUCCCAAACAAUAACAUUGGAAAAAUAAAUAAAUAUGUAUCUAGUCUGUUUUAAUUCAAUUACAUUUUAUUUAAAUUGUGUGAAUUACUGUGUGUUGUAUUGCUUAUUUUACAAAAAAAAAAAACAAAAAAAAACAAAGUUCCUAACUAAGAAAUCAUUGUAUUUUAAUUGAAGAAAGAAAAUGUGUUUGCAUAAAAUUAACAUGACACAUCGUUGUUCUUAUUUAACUAAGUGUAGUUAAUUAAUUAUAAUAUUAAUUAUAUACUGUAUGUUUCUAUAAAGAAUAUCAAUCAUUAAUAUCAAA
Molecule: messenger RNA, 1328 nt
Organism: Lucilia cuprina (Australian sheep blowfly)
Lineage: Eukaryota; Metazoa; Arthropoda; Insecta; Diptera; Calliphoridae
Product: myb-like protein D
Exons: 2
Coding region: 117-1052 (311 amino acids)
Source: RefSeq, a predicted model, not a curated record